AUAAAUACUGCACAAACAGUGCUCAAGGCGACGCGUAAAAUCACAGAGAGAGACAUUAGAACGACGUAUAUUCCGACGUAAAGCAGAUAGCUUUUUUUUGCAUCGCGAUAAAUGUAAGUGAAAUCAACAAACAAGAGAUUAUGUGCAAUGCAGUGAAUUCAAUGCAUUGCACGAAGAACGGAACGUAACAGGAUCACGUUCGGUGCUAAUUAUAGAUCAGGCUUUAAAAUUUUAAUGGGAGCUUUUAACUCAAGUCCGGCCAUGGAUGUGCGCGAAAUUCUAUUGUCUACAUCAGAUUCAGAGGAUGGGUCAGAUUCAGAAACUAAUUAUGCACUAAUCUUUCAGAGGUUAAUUAGAAGAUACGGAAGCUCAUUGACUCCCAACCCACCUGGAGAGGGAUUUGUUAUGAGCCAAAGGAGGCCCAGAAUAAAAAAAUUUAAACCAAACACUGCAAAAUUAGAUGCUAGUGAGUUUUACUAUAUGACAAAAAUGGAUGCUGGCUUGGGUACUUGCAUUGAUAAGUCUGGAGUGAAUGUUGCUACAUUAUUAAAAGAAAGAGAGUGUGGAAAGUUUAGGAAUGAGACGUUUUCAAAUUACAAGAGAUGCAGGAUUGCCAACAAUUAUAUACCAAACAAAAUGGGGAUUUUUGAUCAUUAUGAUGGAAAAGUAUUCUGUGGUACGUUUUCUGAGGAUGGUGAAUAUUUUAUUACAGCUUCACAAGAGCAUGUUAUCAGGGUAUACAAAACUAACAAUGGCGAUUACGAAUUAAUUCAACGUUUAAAUGCCCGUGAUGUUGGCUGGAGCGUUAUUGAUGUUGCAUUCAGUCCGAAUAACGAAAACUUCAUCUAUUCCACAUGGUCGACGUCAAUUCAUUUAUGUUCUGUUGGGGGCAAUCCAAAAAAGCAGGAGCCACUCAAAUUAGUUAACACAGCUCGACGAUUUUGCGUGUUUUCAUUGGCAUAUUCUUCAGAUGGACAGGAAAUUUUAGGUGGAGCUAAUGAUGGCGUUAUGUUCAUCUACAAUUUGGAACGAAACAGACGCACGUUAAAGAUCUCAGCGCACGAUUUUGAUGUAAACACAGUGAAAUUCGCUGACCACUCAUCGCACAUCAUUUACAGCGGCAGUGAUGACGGAUUGAUAAAAGUAUGGGACCGUCGUACAUUCGGUGAGGAAGUCACAUCGAAACCUGUCGGAGUUUUUGCCGGUCAUCAGGAUGGUAUUACCUAUAUAGACGCUAAAGGUGAUGGUAGAUAUUUGAUAUCAAAUAGUAAGGAUCAGAGUAUCAAGUUGUGGGAUGUAAGGAUGUUUAGUACAGAAGAAGCAAUGGCGGAAACACGGCGAUCUAUUCAUGAACAGACCUGGGAUUAUCGCUGGCAAACUGUUCCAAAACGAUUAUCAUCACUUCCUACAAUAACUGGUGAUACUUCUGUGAUGACAUAUAAAGGACACGUUACCACGAGAACGUUGAUUCGAGCACGGUUUUCACCGCUGAGAAAUACAGGCCAGCGGUAUAUUUAUACUGGGUGUGGAUCUGGAAGAUUAAUUAUUUAUGAUGCUUUAACUGGAAAAAUAGCGAGAGAGGAACGUAAACAUAGUUAUUGUGUGCGAGAUGUAUCAUGGCAUCCGCACUAUAAUGAAAUUUUCACAUCAUCAUGGGAUGGUACUGUUGGCCGCUGGUACUAUGCUUCUAAAGAUGAAAAACCAAUCGAGUUGUGUCCGGUGUUAAGACGAAGCUCACGCAUUGCGUCACGCAAUAAUAAUUCGACACGACCGAUCGUGUGGGAAAUACGCCGUGCUGUAGAAAUGGAAAGGUGUACGUAUCCUAUGCGCGAUCCAAAUUGAAGUUACGAAAAGGAAGAGUGAGAAAUCCAGAGAACUACCGCUGGUUGCCCCCUUAUAGUUACGCACUACCCGAAUAUAGCAGUGGGGGAAGAUGCACUGCUACGCGCCUGUAAAUACUGGUGGUUGGGACGGGAUCCAAACACUGGCAGCCGAUAUUGGUGGAUGCAUUGCUUACAUUGUUAAUGAUUUACAGUUACUAUUUUAAUUGUACCACAUGCUUCAAUUCCAGUCAGGAACUUUCUCAUCACAUCCUCCUCAAGGCCCCAACAAUUGAUGUCGUUUUGUAUUUGGUUUCCAAUCUUUUCUGAAGUCUGACACAAUAUUAUAAAUUAAUGUUUGAAA
Messenger RNA from Dalotia coriaria, 2184 nucleotides. RefSeq names its product DDB1- and CUL4-associated factor 11. The transcript has 10 exons. Gene Ontology annotation, biological process: proteasome-mediated ubiquitin-dependent protein catabolic process. Gene Ontology annotation, cellular component: Cul4-RING E3 ubiquitin ligase complex. NCBI's taxonomy places the organism in Eukaryota, Metazoa, Arthropoda, Insecta, Coleoptera, Staphylinidae. The coding region runs from base 235 to 1842 and encodes 535 amino acids. The record is from RefSeq and is a predicted model, not a curated record. Gene Ontology annotation, molecular function: protein binding.